Phoenix dactylifera (date palm) is the source of this 839-nucleotide messenger RNA. The record is from RefSeq and is a predicted model, not a curated record. Lineage: Eukaryota; Viridiplantae; Streptophyta; Magnoliopsida; Arecales; Arecaceae.
CAUAAUAUUUCCCACAGUAUUGCCGGCCGAUGCGAAAUGUCUCGCUCCGGCGGAGCCUGCAUCUGGCUCCUCGUCAUCGUCCUCUUCGGUUUCGUCAUCUUAAUUCUUUGGCUAAUCCUCCGCCCCUCGGCCCCCUCCUACGCCAUCGUCGACCUCUCCAUCCCAAACUUGAAUGGCACCGAGAACACCACCAUCUUGUUCGGUCUCGAGGUCUCCAACCCCAACUUAGGUGGCGGAGUCUACUAUUCCGAUAUGAACGUCACAGUGUAUUUAUUCGAUGAGAAUGCCGGGUCGAUGACGAUGCCUUCUUUCUAUCAAGGUCAUCAGAAGACUACUUCGCUGAGGGGAAGAGUGGAUGCCGGCCGGAGGUUGAGCGAAGCAGUUGUGAGGGCCGUCGCCAAUGGGACGACGAAGUUGACGAUGGGGUUGGUGACGAGGGUGAGGUAUAAGACCUUAUGGUGGUGGAGUAAAGUUCAUGGGAUCGUCGAGCAAGCAAGGGUGCCGGUUGGAAAGGAUGGAAAGGUUGGUAGGGUGAAGAUGCAUCGGAUUAGCAGCAGGAAACCGAAGUCACGGACUCGCAGGAAACGGAAGUCACGGAUAUUGGGAGGAUAGGAAUAUAUAUAUACAUAGGCAUGAAACACCUCUUGUGUUCGUGUUCUAAUUAAUUAGUUUGUUGUCGCAUAUUGUUGAAGCUCUGGGUAUUGUUUGAUUGUGUAUUUGCUCAUACUUGUUUAGAUUUCAAUAUCCAUUUAGAAUUUGUUUGGUUUAUAGAUAGAAUUUUUUCUUACUAAGAAUAUUUUUUUUGAAAUGCUGAUGCUUAAUAAAUUAAUUUUUACAUA